AUAAGACUCUUCUAAUUAUUUAUAUUUAACGGAGUUAAAUCCGGAAUUGAAAAUACCCUUUACUAAGAAAGAUAAAUGGAUUAUUGUCAACAGACAACAAGAAGGAGGCACACUAAAAGAAAUACUCGUUGAUAGAAAUAUUAUGAUAUGGGAUCCAAUUAAGGAAAAACUAUUAUCUCCCGGAAAAUGCAUGGAGAUCAAUUGUGCUUUCGGCCAGACGACUAAAAUGGUCUUGCUGCCGCAUCUACAUCACGAAUCUCUACAUUAAUAGGUACCGAUAGUUUGGAAGUUAUGAUAGAAUACGCGAGAAGAAAAUACACUGGCGAAAGAAUAGAUUUCGAUAUAUUGGAUAUUCAAGCGGAAAAUCUACCCGAGCAAUAUAUAGGUCAAUUUGAUCACGUUUUCUCAUAUUCCACCAUAAAUUCACGUAAUAAUGUUCUGCAAGAAAUUAAAAAUGUAUCUAAACUACUGAAACGUGGAGGGUGCUUCCAUUUGACAAUGGUCCUCGCACAUGACGCAUUUGGAUUGUAUAAUAAAAUGCUGAAUCAUCCAAUUUAUGGAAAAUAUUUUAUGAAAUACGUUUCAGAUUUUCAUUAUUAUCACGUUAAUGCCGAUGGUUACUUAAGACAAUUGAUUGAAUUCCAAGGAUUUAAAAUAAAGUACUGUCAAACAAAGGAUAUAAUAUAUAAAUCUGAUUACAUUUUACCGCAUAUCGUCUUUGAGCUUCCUUCCAUACAUGAACUGACACCUAAACAACAGCAAGACCUUAAGGACAUAUUAAAAAAGAAAUGGAACAAAAUGGAAAAAAAGUUUGAUCGAUCUUCAUAUGCCAAUGACCCAAAAUAUGACCCAGAAUGUAACGAUUUAUUCGAUAUUGUACAAAUAUUAGCAUAUAAAUCGUAAUACCUGUUAGAUUUUUAUAAUGAUAGAGUUAAUUAACUAUUCUAUCUAUCUAUAAUAUAAAACAUAUUCUUUAUGUAUUUAUAAUGUAAUAUAUAUUUAUA
Messenger RNA from Nylanderia fulva, 1004 nucleotides. NCBI's taxonomy places the organism in Eukaryota, Metazoa, Arthropoda, Insecta, Hymenoptera, Formicidae. The record is from RefSeq and is a predicted model, not a curated record.